Messenger RNA from Nicrophorus vespilloides, 379 nucleotides. RefSeq names its product semaphorin-2A-like. The annotation marks the transcript as partial. Gene Ontology annotation, molecular function: semaphorin receptor binding; chemorepellent activity. Gene Ontology annotation, biological process: negative regulation of axon extension involved in axon guidance; axon guidance; semaphorin-plexin signaling pathway. The transcript is spliced from 2 exons. NCBI's taxonomy places the organism in Eukaryota, Metazoa, Arthropoda, Insecta, Coleoptera, Silphidae. The record is from RefSeq and is a predicted model, not a curated record.
CAUUUCGACUGUCGCAAUCACAUCAGAGUCAUCCAGUCGAUGGGAAACGGAGAUCGUCUGUACGUUUGCGGAACGAACGCGCACAGCCCGAAGGAUUUCGUGGUGAACGCCAAUUUGACUCAUUUGAGCAAUAACGUGUUCGUGCCUGGAGUUGGACUGGGUAUAGCGAAGUGCCCGUACGAUCCUGCCGACAACACGACCGCCAUUUGGGUGGAGAAAGGGAAUCCGGGCGACCUUCCAGGUCUCUACUCCGGAACUAAUGCGGAAUUCACGAAAGCGGACACGGUCAUUUUCCGUACGGAUUUGUUUAAUCUGACCACCGGUCGUAAGGAGUUCACGUUCAAGAGGACCCUCAAGUACGACUCCAAAUGGCUCGACA